Messenger RNA from Exophiala viscosa, 890 nucleotides. RefSeq lists its product as uncharacterized. The record is from RefSeq and is a predicted model, not a curated record. The transcript has a single exon. Bases 141 to 770 code for a protein of 209 amino acids. Lineage: Eukaryota; Fungi; Ascomycota; Eurotiomycetes; Chaetothyriales; Herpotrichiellaceae.
CCAAGGUUUGGGGCCUGGGCAAUUCAACCACGCCUAACCCAUGGAUGCAUGAAUAAUAUUAGCCUUAGACCGGAUAUGAGGCACUGCUGAUCCGUCCCGUUCUAAGAUGUUGGAAUACGCGGCAAAGUCAAACUCCUGGGAUGGCCAGGCUAAGAGAAGCGCUAUAUGCGCCCUGGAAGGAGUGCCUGGAGUGGCUCUUAACGCCAACCCCAAUUUCACCCGGGCCUCGAGCGGCUUCCAGCAGUGCGGCUCUCACUUUCAGGUCAUCAAUAAAUGGAUGGAUCCGUCUGGACUGUGCACAUGCUGGGAAAAUGGGUACUCUUUACCCGGGACCCAUCCAUGAAUAUCGUCUCGAGCUGGUCAAAGCGACAAAAAGCUUGACAGAGUUCCAACCGUUUUCUUUCGAUCGCCAGUGGGAUCGACCUUAUUUUGCAAGGCCCUGUCAUGGAGGGGAUCAAUGUCUGACGACAGGUGCCGUCACUAUGCACGGGUCAAGGCGGGUUGGAUUGACCCAGACCCCGGGCAUGGCCCAAAGGCCACCAUCCACUGCAUGGUCUUUCUGCAGGUCGAUUGGUCCUUGUGGGACACGCCAACGAUUCUUGAUCAAGCCUAAAGAAAACGCCCCUCGACCUCGUACAGCUGGAGUCUCUAACCUCUUUCAUAUUCGUUUCAAAAACACAGACUUCGGUUGUACAAUAUUGCGAUCUGUGUUUCUCUUCGGGUCAUCCUCGUUCCUUUUUUCAUUCUGUACUGCAGACAUGGCCCUUUAAUCUCAGCAACGGUCGCUGCGCCUUGACGCCAGGUAGUCUAUCGGUCCAAGGGUGUGUACUGUCGGAUCCGAGAGCUCAUUAGUCACGACUUGGACGGUACAUUAUCAACAGACCUCGCCG